UUCCAGGGCUAAAAAGGCAUCCAUCCAUCCUUCCAGGGCUAAAAAGGCAUCCAUCCUUCCUUCCAGGGCUAAAAAGGCAUCCAUCCUUCCUUCCAGGGCUAAAAAGGCAUCCAUCCUUCCUUCCAGGGCUAAAAAGGCAUCCAUCCUUCCUUCCAGGGCUAAAAAGGCAUCCAUCCUUCCUUCCAGGGCUAAAAAGGCAUCCAUCCUUCCUUCCAGGGCUAAAAAGGCAUCCAUCCUUCCUUCCAGGGCUAAAAAGGCAUCCAUCCUUCCUUCCAGGGCUAAAAAGGCAUCCUUCCAUCCUUCAUCCCCAGGGCUAAAAAGGCAUCCUUCCUUCCUUCCAUCCUUCAUCCCCAGGGCUAAAAAGGCAUCCAUCCUUCAUCCCCAGGGCUAAAAAGGUAUCCAUCCUUCCUCCCAGGGCUAAAAAGGUAUCCAUCCUUCCUCCCAGGGCUAAAAAGGCAUCCAUCCUUCCGUCCAGGGCUAAAAAGGCAUCCAUCCAUCCUUCCAGGGCUAAAAAGGCAUCCAUCCAUCCUUCCAGGGCUAAAAAGGCAUCCAUCCUUCCUUCCAGGGCUAAAAAGGCAUCCAUCCUUCCUUCCAGGGCUAAAAAGGCAUCCAUCCUUCCUUCCAGGGCUAAAAAGGCAUCCAUCCUUCCUUCCAGGGCUAAAAAGGCAUCCAUCCUUCCUUCCAGGGCUAAAAAGGCAUCCAUCCUUCCUUCCAGGGCUAAAAAGGCAUCCAUCCUUCCUUCCAGGGCUAAAAAGGCAUCCAUCCUUCCUUCCAGGGCUAAAAAGGCAUCCAUCCUUCCUUGUAAAAAUGUGUUGAAUGGGUGUUUUGUGUGUAGAGGAGGAGCAAACAAAUAAUUGUAAAGUAUGUAAUGGCAGUGUUUUAAUUUAUUUUUGAAUUGAUGUACGCAAAAUGUAUCAAGGAUCAAUUACAAUGGGAACCAUUAGCAGACGCAUGUUUUCACUACGAUCUCUUUAGGCUGGUAACACCCACCGAUGGUCUCCAUGGAAACGUCGUCCACCACACUGAAGGGGGAAAAGUAUCAGCAGUAACGCUAACGUUAGUUCUCUGACCUUAACCAAGACAUACUAUACAAUCUGACAAAAUUGGUUAUUAUGAACCAAUUUCAGAAUUUGAUAAAUGACUGUCUUAUCGAUACAAAACACGUGGAAAGCGCUGUCAUUCUGGUUGCCAAGACUGCAGCAGUAACUGCCGCAUCUGCAAGGUUUCAGGUUCUUCCCACACAAGCCCAGAUUUUCAUAGACUCUUUCAAGCACAUGACAUUGACCAGAGAGCGGGGCUUCUACUUCCAAGACAAAGCAUACACCUGUGUCCGAGCUGACAGGAACUCCAUCUACUGCAAAUGUGGAACACAUGGCUUGAUUCUUGUGAAGACUGCUCUGUACAUUAUAGUGGCCACAUACAACGACAGCAUGUAUCCUAGCGUGUGUGUGGAGGCUGUCGAGAAACUAGGUAGGGGGAUGUUGGUGCUUCUAACAGCAUACAAGCUUCAACAGCUUUCAACUGCAGGUUUUAAAGGUGAUGGAUUAUUGACUGUGUAUUAUUUACAAAUCAGAUAUGAGGGAUAUUUGUUUUAUGUGUUUGACUAAUAUGUAAUAUCAUGAGCUAUAUGCAUUUCAGCUGUGUACCUCAAGGAUAAGGGGAAAUGAAGCACGAACUGAGGAGGAGCAGCAUUCUGAUGGAUGAAACUGAUGAAGUGGACUGGUCAAAAACAGUUGCCUACAGGUCCAUGUUAGGCCACCUGCUAAGGAGGACAAACAUGUUUAGGAGAAAGUCAGUGUGCGUUUGUUUUCUUUCUAUGAACUUGCCCCUGUCCCCUCUCACAGUAUACAGGUUUAACCACUAGGUGGUAGUAAAUAGUAAUUAACCCAGCUACGUGGUCCAAGAACAGAUUUGAGUGCAGAGAACCUCUUAGAACAGGGAUUAUGACCAACCAUGUGUAACAGUAUAACUUUAAACCGUCCCCUCGCCCCGACACGGGCGCGAACCAGGGACCUUCUGCACACAU
This is a messenger RNA of Salvelinus namaycush (lake trout), 2026 nucleotides long. RefSeq names its product profilin family member 4 (gene pfn4). Lineage: Eukaryota; Metazoa; Chordata; Actinopteri; Salmoniformes; Salmonidae. The record is from RefSeq and is a predicted model, not a curated record. Gene Ontology annotation, molecular function: actin monomer binding. The transcript is spliced from 3 exons. The coding region runs from base 1113 to 1607 and encodes 164 amino acids. Gene Ontology annotation, cellular component: cell cortex.